Messenger RNA from Ixodes scapularis (black-legged tick), 609 nucleotides. RefSeq names its product nucleoside diphosphate kinase (gene awd). Gene Ontology annotation, molecular function: nucleoside diphosphate kinase activity. The record is from RefSeq and is a predicted model, not a curated record. The transcript has a single exon. The coding region runs from base 100 to 558 and encodes 152 amino acids. Lineage: Eukaryota; Metazoa; Arthropoda; Arachnida; Ixodida; Ixodidae. Gene Ontology annotation, biological process: CTP biosynthetic process; GTP biosynthetic process; UTP biosynthetic process.
CGCGUUGCGGUCGCCGCGGCCGCUCCUCUCGUUUGCCCGUCUCUUUUCUCCGUCGCUCUCGGACGAGCCACGUUGCACGCCAGCCCAGCCCUUUCAAAGAUGUCUCAACGCGAGCGCACCUUCAUUAUGGUGAAGCCGGAUGGCGUCCAGCGGGGACUCGUCGGCGACAUCAUCCAGCGGUUCGAGCGACGCGGCUACAAGCUGGUCGCCAUGAAGUUCAUGCAGGCGAGCGAAGAACUGCUGCUGAAGCACUACGCCGACCUGGCCGGCCUCCCUUUCUUCAACGGCCUCGUCAAGUUCAUGCAGUCCGGCCCCGUCGUGCCCAUGGUGUGGGAAGGCAACAACGUGGUGCUCACUGGCCGCGAUAUGAUCGGCGCCACGGACCCGCUCAAGGCGGCACCCGGCACCAUCCGCGCCGAUUUCUGCGUCCAAGUUGGUCGCAACAUUAUCCACGGCAGUGACUCCCUGCCCAGCGCCGAGAAGGAGAUCGCGCUAUGGUUCAGCGAGAAGGAGCUGAUCAACUGGAAGCCACAGAUCGAGCCCUGCGUCUACGAGUAACUCACCACGCUUUUGUUAUCCGACUAAUAAAUAGUGUAUUUUCGAACCGUA